Molecule: messenger RNA, 720 nt
Organism: Myripristis murdjan (pinecone soldierfish)
Lineage: Eukaryota; Metazoa; Chordata; Actinopteri; Holocentriformes; Holocentridae
Product: tripartite motif-containing protein 55-like
Exons: 6
Coding region: 1-720 (239 amino acids)
Biological process (GO): regulation of microtubule cytoskeleton organization
Cellular component (GO): cytoplasm
Molecular function (GO): zinc ion binding
Source: RefSeq, a predicted model, not a curated record
AUGUCCAGGUUUGAGAUUAGUGUCAGUCCUGAGGCGUCCAACCCGUACCUGACGAGCCGGAGCGGCGGCACCGUGACGUCGGGCGGCCGCUUCCGCUGCCCGUCCUGCCGCCACGAGGUCGUCCUGGACCGCCACGGCGUCUACGGCCUGCAGAGGAACCUGCUGGUGGAGAACAUCAUCGACAUGUACAAGCAGGGCAGCAGCAGCAGCAAGCCGGCCCCGGAGCCGCCGUGCGAGCAGCCGACGUGCGAGGAGCACGAGGACGAGCGGAUCAACAUCUACUGCGUGAGCUGCGGCGUGCCCACCUGCUCGCUCUGCAAGGUGUUCGGCGCCCACAAGGACUGCGAGGUCGCACCGCUCAACAACGUCUUCCAGAAACAGAAGGGCGAGCUGACUGACUGUAUCUCCAUGCUGGUUGGGAAUAACGAGCGGGUUCAGGCGAUCAUCACUCAGCUGGAGGAGACCUGCAGAGCCAUCGACGAGAACGGGCGCAGGCAGAAGUCGAAGGUGUGCGAGACGUUCGACCACCUGUACGCCGUCCUGGAGGAGAAGAAGGGCGAGAUGACGCUGCGGAUCAACGCCGAGCAGGACGAGAAGCUGCACUACAUCCGCAGCCUGAGGAGGAAGUACAGCGACCACCUGGAGAGCAUGGCCAAGGUGCUGGAGAGCGGCAUCCAGACCAUGGACGAGUCCGAGAUGGCCAUCUUCCUGCAGCGCUGA